CUCUCCCCGCCCGCUUCGGGUCCCGCCGGCAGCCGCUGCCUCCCGGGCCGGGACAGCCGCCUCCCGGGCCGGGACAGCCGCCUCCCGCGGGAGCGCACAAAGCCGGAGCCGCCGCGCUGCCCGGGCGCCCGCCGAGCAGGAAUCCCUUGAAGCUCACCCUGGGAAUGGACAGCUACCUCCAUUUCUGGAGGAGAGUAGUGCCAGCUGAAGAAGCCUUCAAGGCAAGUCAACAAGUGUGCUGGUAACUCUGGGAAGAGCAGAGGGAAGGGGCGACCUUCCAGGCCAACAGCCAUGCCUUUCGGGCUGAAAUUGCGACGGACCAGACGCUACAACGUCUUGAGCAAGAACUGCUUUGUGACAAGGAUCCGUCUGCUGGACAGCAAUGUCAUUGAGUGCACCCUCUCUGUGGAGAGCACAGGGCAGGAGUGCCUGGAAGCUGUUGCUCAGAGGCUGGAAUUACGUGAGACUCACUACUUCGGCCUUUGGUUUCUCAGCAAGAGCCAGCAAACCCGCUGGGUUGAACUGGAAAAGCCUCUGAAGAAGCAGCUGGACAAAUUUGCCAAUGAGCCUUUGCUUUUCUUUGGAGUAAUGUUCUAUGUGCCCAGUGUUUCCCGACUGCAGCAGGAGGUGACAAGAUACCUGUAUUACCUACAAGUGAAAAAGAAUGUUCUCGAUGGCCGGUUACUUUUUUCAUUGGAGCAGGGAAUUCGACUAGCUGGCUUGGCAGUGCAAGCGGAUUUUGGAGACUAUAAUCAGUUUGAAUCUCAUGACUUCCUCCGAGAAUAUGUCUUGUUCCCUAUGAAUUGGAGCCAGGAUGAAGCUGUCUUGGAGGAAUUGACUCAAAAGGUUGCUCAGGAGCACCGAACUCACAGUGGCAUGACAGCAGCAGAAGCUGAGCUAAUGUACAUCAAUGAAGUGGAACGCCUUGAUGGGUUCGGACAAGAAAUCUUCCCUGUGAAGGAUAAUCAUGGAAAUGACAUACAACUCGGUAUUUUCUUCAUGGGGAUCUUCAUAAAAAACAGAAUUGGAAGGACAACUGUGAUUUAUAGGUGGAAUGACAUUGCGAAUAUAGCACAUAACAAGUCUUUGAUUGUUCUUGAGUUGAUCAACAAAGAAGAGAAUGUGCUGUUUCACACGGAUGAUCUUGAAAAUGCCAAAUAUAUUUCACGGCUGUUUGCAGCAAGACACAAGUUUUACAAACAGAACAAAAUCUGCACAGAACAAUCAAGUUCUCCUCCUCCUAUCCGACGACGACCCACUUGGAGUAGGUCAUCCUUGCCAAGACAACAUCCAUUUAUACUGCCUCCUAUGCAUGUCCAGUGUGGAGAACACUACACUGAAACACAUAAUUCACAAGAUAGCAUUUUCCAUGGAAAUGAAGAAACUUUUUACUGUAGGUCUCAGACCAGUUUAGACAGGUGUCCAAUGGACUUCAGCUACUUGAAUGGUAAUGGACCCAAUGGGAGUGUAUGCAGUGCCCACAGCAUGAACUCCCUCAAUCGCUCACAGAACUUCAUCCAGGCAUCUCCAAUGUCCUCAAAUCUGAGCAUCCCUGGAAGCGACAUCAUGAGAGCAGACUACAUCCCCAGCCACAGACAUAGUGCAAUCAUAGUGCCGUCCUACCGGCCGACUCCAGAUUAUGAAACUGUCAUGAGGCAAAUGAAGAGAGGGGUGAUCCAGAUGGACAGCCAAAGUCAGUCUUUGAGGAAUCUCAAUAUUGGAAACACACAUGCUUAUAACCAGCCAGAAGACCUGGUUUACAGUCAGCCCGAGAUCCGAGAGCGACAUCCUUACACGAUUACAUACGGGCCCCAGGGUGGCAACUAUAACAAGCCUGUUGCCCCGUCUGACCAAAUGAACCCUAAUAAUGCUGCGCAAAACAAGACGGCAGCCAGCGCCAUAUCCCACACGGUCAGCACGCCGGAGCUGGCCAACGUGCAGCUGCAGAGCAGCCAGAGCUACAACACCACUCACAUGUUGAAAAACUAUCUCUUCAGACCCCCGCCUCCCUACCCGCGCCCACGUCCUGCCACCAGCACGCCCGACCUGGCAAGCCACCGGCACAAGUAUGUCAGCGGGAGCAGUCCCGACCUGGUCACCCGCAAAGUCCAGCUCUCGGUGAAGACCUUCCAAGAGGACAGCUCGCCGGUCGUCCGUCAGUCGCUGCAGGAGGUCAGCGAGCCCCUCAUGGCAGUGAAGCAUCACGCAGCUGUCAACAAGCGCCAUAGUUUGGAGGUCAUCAGCAAUAUGGUACGGGGUAUAGAAGCCAUGGCAUUAAAAACUUUAAACGCCCCUCUGCCGCGCAGGAACACUUUGCGGGAACAGGUGCAGCCAGAAGAGUCGGUUCAGAUGGGGCAUGAAGUUCAGCAGGUUCCUCAUUAUCAUCACAAAAAGACAUUCUCUGAUGCGACAAUGCUGAUUCACAGCAGUGAAAGCGAAGAGGAAGAAGAAACCCCAGAAUCUGUGGCACGGAUAACAGCCCUCCCUGAGAACAUGGAGUACAGUGCUCAGCUGCAAGCUGCCUUGGCUAGAAUACCAAAUAAACCUCCUCCGGAAUACCCUGGGCCUCGUAAGAGUGUCAGCAAUGGAGCCCUGAGGCAGGACCACGUUAGCGUUUCUGUGGCUGUAGCCAGGGCCAAGGCCAUGAGGCCCGGCCCUUCCAAAGCCAUUAGUGUCUCUCGAACUGAUCAAAUGGCAAUAAACGGGUCUUCGCUCGGGCCCUCUAUCUCAGAGCCUGACCUCACGAGUGUGAAGGAGAGGGUCAAGAAAGAACCUGUCAAGGAAAGGCCUGUGUCUGAAAUGUUUUCUAUUGAGGACAGCAUUAUAGAAAGAGAAAUCAUGAUGAGGAAUCUAGAAAAGCAGAAGAUGGCAGGCCUGGAUGCCCAGAAGAGGCCCUUGAUGUUGGCAGCGCUGAACGGACUCUCGGUUGCUAGGGUUCCAGUGCCGGAGGACAGCCAGGAUGAAGUCGCCAAGGUGCCAAUGGAUGAGAGGUGCAAAAUCUUGAAGAGGAAGUUGGAAGAGGGGAUGGUGUUUACAGAAUACGAGCAGAUUCCAAAGAAAAAGGCAGAUGGGAUCUUCACCACUGCUGCCUUGCCUGAAAACACCGAGCGCAACCGCAUCAGGGAGGUCGUCCCUUACGAGGAGAACCGAGUGGAGCUGGUGCCGACCAAAGAAAACAAUACAGGCUACAUCAACGCUUCACACAUAAAGGUCACUGUAGGAGGAGAGGAGUGGCACUACAUUGCUACCCAAGGGCCUCUGCCACACACAUGCCAUGACUUCUGGCAGAUGGUGUGGGAGCAGGGGGUGAAUGUUAUAGCCAUGGUCACAGCUGAAGAGGAGGGAGGAAGAAGUAAGAGUCAUCGUUACUGGCCUAAACUGGGCUCUAAGCACAGCUCAGCCACUUACGGCAAGUUCAAGGUGACAACUAAGUUCCGCACAGACUCCGGCUGCUAUGCAACUACUGGUCUGAAGGUCAAGCAUCUUCUCUCUGGACAAGAGAGGACAGUGUGGCAUUUGCAAUAUACCGACUGGCCAGACCAUGGGUGUCCAGAAGAAGUCCAAGGCUUUUUAUCCUACUUGGAGGAGAUCCAGUCGGUGCGUCGCCACACCAACAGCGUCUUGGACAGCAGCAACACCUGCAACCCUCCCAUCGUGGUUCACUGCAGCGCGGGGGUGGGCAGGACCGGCGUGGUUAUCCUGACAGAACUGAUGAUCGGGUGCUUAGAGCACAAUGAAAAAGUGGACGUUCCUGUGAUGUUGAGACACCUGCGGGAGCAGAGAAUGUUUAUGAUCCAGACCAUAGCCCAGUACAAGUUUGUCUAUCAAGUGCUCAUCCAGUUCCUGCAAAACUCCAGACUUAUUUAAUCUUUUUCAAACAUCCCAGACCCAACUUUGUGGAUCUGACUGAACCUUACUGGUGAACAAGGGGAACUGCCUUGACAACACUCUGUGCAUAUAUUACGCUUUUGGAAGUUGUCUUGAAAGUAAGGAAUUAUUGUUCUUUACUAGAGUCUCCCGUGGAUUAUUUUAUACAAGACAUAAUUUAUUUUUCUUGGGAUAACUUGUGAAAUACUUUAAUAACUUGUAAAACUUAUAGUAACCUUCAAACUGAACCACAUUUGACAUGACUGGUCUGCAUUGUAACAUGUCCAUAAGGAAAGCAAUCCUUUGUCCAA
Columba livia (rock pigeon) is the source of this 4178-nucleotide messenger RNA. RefSeq names its product protein tyrosine phosphatase non-receptor type 14 (gene PTPN14). The record is from RefSeq and is a predicted model, not a curated record. Gene Ontology annotation, cellular component: cytoskeleton. The transcript has 19 exons. Bases 292 to 3867 code for a protein of 1191 amino acids. Lineage: Eukaryota; Metazoa; Chordata; Aves; Columbiformes; Columbidae. Gene Ontology annotation, biological process: protein dephosphorylation; lymphangiogenesis. Gene Ontology annotation, molecular function: protein tyrosine phosphatase activity.